Messenger RNA from Entamoeba invadens IP1, 4617 nucleotides. Its product is annotated as protein serine/threonine kinase, putative. NCBI's taxonomy places the organism in Eukaryota, Evosea, Mastigamoebida, Endamoebidae. The transcript has a single exon. Gene Ontology annotation, biological process: protein phosphorylation. Gene Ontology annotation, molecular function: protein kinase activity; ATP binding. The coding region runs from base 1 to 4617 and encodes 1538 amino acids. The record is from RefSeq and is a predicted model, not a curated record.
AUGCAACAAGGUAUAUUAAUGAAGUUCGCUUUAUUAUUUUGUUAUUUUAAUUCAUUAACAAAAACUGCAAGAGCCAUAUGUCCGACAAUAGAAGUAAAAAAUACCAUGACGCUAUCAGAAACAUGUAACCUCAAUGAUACAUUAAAAAUAACAAGUGAUUCACAAACACAAACUAUAUUCACCAUGGUUUAUACUUCGGUACUUAAUAUUGUUGGUGAGUUAAUAUGUGAACACAAUUCAAUUUUUGAAAUGGAAUAUGAUUCAACUCUUACUACAACAAUGGAUAUAAUUUUAAAAGACCAGUCGCAAUUCAAUUUGUUUGAUAAUGUUGAUUUUAAAGCUAAUAAUGUCAUUCAAUACAAUAAAUCAAUCUUUACCGUUUUUGCUCAUUAUAUUCCCCGAUUCGAUAUUAAUACCAUUUAUCUAUACAACAAUUCAACGUUUAAAAUAAAAACAUCUUUCCGAGAUUAUAAUCGUUUAAGAUUUAGAAUUUUUGACAAUGCUAUUUUUGAAAUGGAACAAAACACUGAAUUAUUUAAUUUAGGAGAUAUUGAAUUAAAUAAUAAUGGAAGUGUAAUACUUGAUUCAAUUCAUGACAUCUUUUAUUUAACUUCAUUUCAAAAUUCUUCUUUGUUUAUAAACCCCUAUGCUACAAUUGAUAGAAUACACGAAUUACAAUUUAAUCAAAAUGGCUUUUUUCAAAUGGGUGUUUUUUCAAAAAUAAAAAGUUUAGAUAAUCUGGAAUUAAGUUACAAUUCUGUAUUUAAUAUGUUAAACAACUCAACAAUUGAAGAAGUGGAUCGUUUUGAUUUUAAUGGGAACACAGUUUUUACUAUGUACAGUUAUUCAUCUGUAUUAAAAUUGAAUAAUUUGAUAUUGACUGGAAAUUCCAAAAUUAUAUUUUUAGAAAAUUCUCUUGUUAAUACCACACAAAACUUUGAAUUAAAUAGAAAUAGCAAUUUUCAAAUGUUUUUUGAAUCAAAAUUUGAUUUUGUAUCCAAUAUUAUCAUUAAAGAUUAUUCAACUUUUGUUAUGAUUUCAAGCGAAAUAACUCAAGUUCAAAACUAUAUUAAAAUAAGUGGCAGUGCGUUGUUUGUUAUGUACAACAAUUCAAUAAUAAGAAAUGUCACACUAAUUCAAAUCAACAAUAAAAAUAACAAAUUUGAAAUGAACAACAGUUCCUUUUUAAAUUCCUCCAAUUUUGAAAUCACAAACGGAACUUUUGUGUUAAAUAUAAAUGGCAGUAGAAACGGUGUUAACAGUACCAACUUUAUAUGUCGAAACAAUGGUACAUUUGAAGUAACAGACACUUCAUUUAUUACAAUUCAAGAUAAUUUGAUGUUGGAUUCGUGUAAUAUAAAAACAGCUGAUAGAACAAUCAGAGAUUUGCCAAUCUUUUUUACUUAUCAAAUUAAUUCAACCAAAUUUUCCUUUCAAAGUUUGUCAGAAGUCGAUUUAGCAUUUUCUGUAAAUCCAAUUCAAACAACAUUGCCACAAAACACAAAACUGCUCAUGGGUAAUCGUUUGUUAAGAAUAGGAACUUCAAACAAAGUGUUUUGCCAUUUGAAAACCAUAAAUGGUGAUUACAGUGAGCCAUACUGUCCUUGUGAUUCUAUUAAUUGUUAUAUCACACCACUCAAAAAUAUGACCAUUUUUAAUUUAAUCGUUGAUACAUCAAUAAAUACACAUCAAAAAUACGACGAAGUCGAAGAGGAACUUGACAUUGAAAGUGUUGCCAUUGGAAACAAAAAAGUCUCCUUUUUUAAGACAGACAACUUUACUCUUGGUGUAAAUUCACAAAUUGAUAAGUUAAUCACAAACAUUUCAUCUCUAACAAAAACUGUUCUUAUGGUUUCAAAUCAAAGUUUUGUAUUUCAAAAUGUUGUUUCAAAAGCAAUUUACUCAAGUGAAAAUGGUACCAAAUUUAUUAUAAAUCCAAUGUGUAAAAAUGGAAAUUAUUUCAACACAACAACACAACAAUGUGAUAAUUGUUUGGAUUCAAAUUGUAUUGACUGUUCUUACAAUUCAAAAAAAUGUUUAAGAUGUCAACAGGAAUAUUAUAUUACCAAUGACAGUAAAUGCAUUGAAAUACCGAACUGUUUGUUGAAACGAUCAAAUCGAUGUCUAAAAUGUUCAAAUGGGUAUUUACUUUCUGAAGGUUACUGUCAAAAUACAUCAUCUUGUUUGAUUCAAAAUUUAAAUGGUACAUGUCAAAUUUGCAGUUUAAAAACGUUUAAUUUUAACAACAUUAAAUGUGAAAUUGCCGAUGAACACUUGUUAUACACAAAUCAAAAUAAUAUAAUUGCUUGUAAAAGUGGGUAUAAAACAAAUUCCAACAAUUGUCAAAAGUGCUCGGAUCUCUACAAAUCAAGUGAAGUGUGUGAAAAUGGUCGUCCCACGAAAUGUGAAAUUGAAUUUGAAAUGAAUAAAUCUGGACAAUGCGAACACAAUAACUGUUCUGAACCAAAUGAUGAAAACGGAAGAUGUUCUAAAUUUUAUGACAACUGCACUUUCAUCACAAAUUCAAAGUGUUUAGCGUGUAAUAAUAGUUUAAUUUUAAACAAUACUAAAUGUCUUACAAAUGACGAUAUACAAUGCACAAACCAGAGUUUGGUUUCUUGUUUGCGAUGUAAAGACGCUUAUUAUUUUAAUUCAUCAUCCAACAGAUGUGAAAGAUGCGAUUCAAAUUGUUUGACUUGUGUCAUAACUCCGACUUAUUGUCUUUCAUGUCCACCAGGAUUUUACAUUUCAAAUAAUAUUUGCAAAACAAAUUCUGAAUUGGUGGGAAUUUGCACACAAUUUAUAUCAUCUGGUGGAUGUGCAAAAUGCGCUGAAGGUUAUUACAGAAAUGGGUUGGACUGUUAUAAAUGUGAUCUUUCAUGUUCAUUGUGUAAUACAAAUUUUACAUGUUUGACUUGUAAUUCAACGAAUUACAAAACAUGGAGUGGAGACUGUAAAUCACAAAGUAGUUUAAUAGGAUGUGAUGUGAAUGUCACACAAUAUGGAUGCACGCGAUGUAAAGAAGGGUAUUUUCAAGUCAAUACAAAUGAAUGUGAAAAGUGUGAAACAACGUGUCUAACAUGUUCGUCCCAAAGAAGUUGCGAAUCAUGCUUAUCAUCGAAGGUCUUACUUUCAAGUGGAAUAUGUGUGACACUUUCUCAGAUAACAAAGUGUAAAGAAAUAAUCAAUUCAAAAUGCAACAGAUGUUCAUUCUGGAAUGCACCAAGUUUAGAUGGAACUUAUUGUGAAAAGCGUGCUGUAUGGUGGGUCAUACUUGUUAUAGUUCUAUUUAUUUUAUUUGUACUAACGUUUCUUAUAAUAGUAUUGGUUUUUUCUGUGAAGAAUGUUUUGAAAAUGAUUCACACAAAGGAGUUAGAAAAAACAACAACUAUAUUCGAAAUGGAAAAAUCAAAUGUCAAAUUCAUUUCACUUGCAAACAACAUUUGCGUCUCUUCAAAAGAACUCAAUUUCAAUUCUGAAGUAGAAGAAAUUCCUGUCAACGCAGAAACAAAAAUUGUGUUUUGUGUUGGCAAUAUGUCCAAAGGCGUCUUGAAAAUUCAAUUCACCAUGACAACACAAAUCGACAAAUUUACGAUAAGAGCAACACCAGAAGUCGUCAUGUUAAAAAAGAAGUUUGCAUGUGAAUUUUCAAUAUAUUUGAAACCCAAAUGCACGUGUCGAAUAAAUAACACGAUUUGCAUAGUCUCAAAAAAUCUCAAAACAAACGUUGAAAAUAUAAAUGAAAUCAUAAUGAAAGGAGUAACGAGUCAAUCUACAAGAAUAGAUUAUGACGAGUUGCUUGAAGAAUCAAAAUUGGGUGAAGGAUCUUUUGGUGUUGUUUACAAAGGAAAAUACCGAGGAAAUGAGGUGGCCAUCAAGAAAAUGAAACAGACCGAAGACGGCAAAACUGAUAGUGGAGAUAAAUCAGAUGAUGAAUUUGAAAAAGAAGUUGCAAUGUUAGAUAAAUUUAGGUGUGAGUAUAUCAUCCAUUUCUAUGGAGCCGUGUUUAUACCAAAUAAAAUGUGUAUGGUCACCGAAUUUGCUUUGUUUGGUUCAUUACAAGAUUUAAUGAAACAUAAAAUUAGCAUAGAAAUUGAAAUGAAACUUCGAAUAAAAUUGAUGUUGGAUUCAAUAAGUGGAAUAAUUUAUUUACACACAAAUGGGAUAUUACACAGAGACAUCAAGCCAGACAACAUACUGGUUGUUUCAAUUGAUUUAAACAACAGUGUAAAUGCUAAACUGACUGAUUUUGGAAGUGCAAGAAAUGUCAAUAUGAUGAUGACUAACAUGACAUUCACAAAGGGAAUUGGUACACCAGUCUACAUGGCGCCCGAAGUGUUAAAACGAGAAAAAUAUAAAAAGAGUGCUGACGUAUACUCUUUGGCUAUAACCAUGUUCGAGUGUAUUUCAUGGAGUUAUGCGUAUUCUAAAGAUAAAUUCAAAUUUCCUUGGUCAAUUGCAGAGUUUGUGAUUAAAGGGUCACGAUUACCAAAGCCAGAUGAGAUGAAUCAAAACAUAUAUGAUAUUAUUAAUGGUUGUUGGGAUAAUGAACCUACAAAAAGAAGUUCUUUAGAAAACGUUAAAUAUGAGCUUGAAACUAUAUUUAAUCACAUUUAG